AGAAGGCCAUGGCUAUGUUGGUGGCUGAAAAGGAGCAGAAGGUGAUUGACAGAGAAAACACACUGAGUGAACGAGUCCCAGCACUGAAGCUAUCUGGGCUGUCUGUACAGGACCUGCAGACUCUUUGUAAAGAACUGCACCAGAAAAUUGAUGUUGUUGAUGAAGAGCGGUACGACGUCGCAAUGAAAGUUUCCAAAAGUGACGCAGAGAUUGAAAAUCUGACCAUGAAGAUCGUUGAGCUGAAGGGCAAGAAGCGACCUCAGCUGAAGAGGGUGAGAGUAUCAGCUGAAGCCAUGAUGGGGGCCCUGCUGGGAGCCAAGAUCAAAGAGUCUGUCGACUUCAAGGCCAACCUCAAGACUGUCAAGAAGGAGGAGGAGAAGAAAGAGGAAGUGACUGAUUGGCGUAAGAAUGUGGAUGCCAUGUCUGGCAUGGAGGGCAGAAAGAAGAUGUUUGCUGCAUCCUAAUAGCCACGGGUGGAACGAUGACAUCAUUAUGACUUCUCAGUGUUUAACUUACAUUAUGACAGUCAAGGAACAAAGUUAGUUUGUAUGGUUUUACGUAGCUACAGAGUCUCUUGCGUUGUUAUGUGUACAUAUGUUUUGUGUGUGCACCCAAAUCACAUUUAUAUCAUAUGAUAAUUAUAGUCACUCAAUGGUAAAUAAUGUAUUAUCUUUAUGUAAUAUGUUAUGGAAUGUUGUUAUUAUAUACACUACCGUUCAAAAGUUUGGGGUCACUUAGAAAUGUCCUGGUUUUUGAAAGAAAAGCUAUUUUUUUUGUCCGUUAAAAUAACAUCAAAUUGAUCAGGAAUACAGUGUAGACAUUGUUAAUGUUGUAGAAGGCCAGCAUCUCGGAGUUUCAUUUUCACUGUUGACAUUGAGACUGGUGUUUUGCGGGUACUAUUUAUUGAAGAUGCCAGUGGGGAACUUGUGAGGCAUCUGUUUCUCAAACUAGACACUCUAAUGUACUUGUCCUCUUGUUCAUUUGUGCACUGGGGCCUCACACUUCUCUUUCUAUUCUUGUUAGAGCCAGUUUGCGCAGUUCUGUGAAGGGAGUAGUGCACAGUGUUGUACGAGAUCUUCAGUUUCUUGGCAAUUAGUCGCAUGGAAUAGCCUUCAUUUCUCAGAACAAGAAUAGACUGACGAGUUUCAGAAGAAAGUUCUUUGUUUCUGGCCAUUUUGAGCCUAUAACCCACAAAUGCUGAUGCUCCAGACACUCAACUACUCUAAAGAAGGACAGUUUUAUUGCUUCUUUAAUCAGGACAACAGUUUUCAGCUGUGUUAACAUAAUUGCAAAAGGGUUUUCUAAUGAUCAGUAAGCCUUUUAAAAUGAUAAACUUGGAUUAGCUAACAUAACGUGCCAUUGGAACACAUGAGUGAUGGUUGCUGAUAAUGGGCCUCUGUACGUCUAUGUAGAUAUUACAUAAACAAAUCAGGCGUUUCCAGCUACAAUAGUCAUUUACAACAUUAACAAU
Salvelinus fontinalis (brook trout) is the source of this 1471-nucleotide messenger RNA. Its product is annotated as troponin I, slow skeletal muscle-like. Gene Ontology annotation, biological process: muscle contraction. Lineage: Eukaryota; Metazoa; Chordata; Actinopteri; Salmoniformes; Salmonidae. Gene Ontology annotation, cellular component: troponin complex. Bases 9 to 464 code for a protein of 151 amino acids. The transcript has 4 exons. The record is from RefSeq and is a predicted model, not a curated record.